Molecule: messenger RNA, 2362 nt
Organism: Eleginops maclovinus (Patagonian blennie)
Lineage: Eukaryota; Metazoa; Chordata; Actinopteri; Perciformes; Eleginopidae
Product: zona pellucida sperm-binding protein 4-like
Exons: 12
Coding region: 143-1774 (543 amino acids)
Biological process (GO): prevention of polyspermy; binding of sperm to zona pellucida
Cellular component (GO): egg coat
Molecular function (GO): acrosin binding; structural constituent of egg coat
Source: RefSeq, a predicted model, not a curated record
GUCUGGUAGAAAACGCAACAAGCUCCAAACUAAUUAACCCUAAUGAACACAAGUCACGUGACCUCUUUCCGGAGUCGAGGAAAAGACGUGAUAUUUCCGAGACUUAAAACCGUAUAACCCAACUUAUCUAAACCAUAAGAAGAUGAAUUAUCAUUGCGAGAAACUUUGUUUGAUUACUUUAUUUUUCGCCACCAUGACGCAGCACUGCUGGUGUUCCUCCGCCAUUCGGCUGAUGGAGACACCUGAGCAGCUCCUGCCCAGCGUCACCUGCUCAGACCGGAGGAUAAGAGCCGUGUUUGGUCCUCUGGUCAGAAGUAAUGUGCAUGUUAAAGACAAGACAGGGGCCACCAUCCCAGUGCCUGAAUCUGAGGGCUCCUGUGGAGUGAGACUGGGCAGAGAGAGAAACCAGAGCCUGGCCUUCUACAGCAGAUAUGACAGCUGCUAUGCACAGAUUGAGGGCAGCAGAGCGAUCGUCCCUCUGAGCGUACAGCUAACAGGAGAGGACGGAUGGUUCAGUGUAACCGUCAGCUGUCCUCUGAUAAAGAGACACAGCGAGAGGACCAAGCGCAUCCCAGAACCAUUACCUGGAAAAUGUGACACAGAACGAGCCCUACGAGUGGACUGUGGCCACCAAAGCGUCUCAAGAGAGGCGUGCAGAAAACGGGGCUGCUGCUACGACGCUGAUGACUUAACCUGCUACUACAGGCUCAAUGCCUGCUCUGGGGACGGACACUUUGUGUUCUCAGUGUCGGCCUCAGACUCGCAUAAACCCAUUGAUCCCAGCAGCCUCAGAGUGAAGGACCAGCCUCAGUGCUUCCCUGUGAUCACCACAACCGAUACUGCUGUCUUCAAGAUCGGACUCACAGAGUGUGGGACAAAGCUGAAGGAAGAUGGAGACGUGACGAUCUAUGAGGUAGAAGUGGAGGAGCUGCACCCUAAAAGUAUAGUCAAUCAUUCUCCAUUUAGUCUCCAGGUGCAGUGUGAGUAUGAGGCCUCAGAUCUGAGGCGUGCAGCAGGAUUGCGCUCCUUGUUUCCAGUGACCAACCCCCCGCCUGUGGUCGGACUGGGAACCAUCGGAGUGCAGAUGAGGAUAGCCAAAGAUGCCUCCUUCACCUCCUUCGUCCCGGAGGAGCAGCUUCCUGUCAUCUUCCCGCUGCGCAAAACUGUGUACGUGGAGAUCUCCAUCGCCCAUCCCUCUCUAGACCCCACACUCUCCCUACGAGUGAGGGACUGCUUCGCCUAUCCUGCGUCCAGACACUCUGUGUGGACGCUGCUCUAUGACGGAUGUCCGAACCCUCUGGACAACACGAGGAGCUUCCUCCCUGAAAACGACCAGAAGAAAACCACCUCUCACUCCCAGGUCCGGAGGUUUGAUGUGCAGAUGUUUGCCUUCUUAGACCCUCAUACCGGCAAUCCGAGUGGGGAGGAGAUGUACUUCUACUGUUGGGUGGAAAUCUGCACCGAUGAGGCCGACUGUGCACAGAAAUGCGCCAUCGUCUCCUCUGAGGGGGAGAGACAGAGGAGAGACGCAGAGUCGGACCAGGUCCAGCUGGUGUCUUUAGGGCCGCUGCUGGUGGGUCAGAACAGCACCGAACCAGAGGACAGUCCGUGUUCCAGACAGAAGGAAAUGUUUCAGGUGAUGGUGUACAUUCUCUCUGGUGUCGGUGCGGCCCUGAUCUCCAUCAUAACGUUCACAGUGUGGUCCAUCAUCAGAAAGAAGCAGAAACCAGAAGAAAAUACCAAAGAACAAGUUGACGGUGAACGAUGUCAAUAAACACAUUUAAAAACAGUAGUGUGCAUUCAGACCAGUUUUGUGCUUUUUAAAUGAUCCUGAUAUCUUAAGCUUUAUGAAGUCAUUAUGGUUACUUAAUCAUUUUAUAAAACCAAAACAUUGUUUUAUAAAUGCUUGUUUUAUUUAGCACAACCCAGGAGCUCUGCAGACACAAGUUCACCCAACAUAGGCAGACAGUUUUCACCCAAGGAGGCUGAUGUGGCAUGGAGGUCAUGCAUGUGUGUGUGUGUGUGUGUUCUCAUUGGCAAAAGAAGUAGUGGCAAUGGGAGAGGUCUAUAGCUUAAAGGCGCACCACCACACUUCUUUAAUAACAUUUUAAAAUGCCAUUUUGUGUAAAAGGAAAACAAAUGUUCCAAAAUGUACUUCCUGUUAAAAUCUAAAGCUGUAGUUAAGCAUUAUGGCUACAUACGUUUAAUAAAAUCAAGGCCCAAAUACAGUUUUUACUUGCUGACUUGAUACUUUAUAUAUUCAUAAAAAACAGAAUUGGUACUUGGUCCCAAUUCAAAUACAUUAUUUCCCAUUGUUAUUCAUCUCUUUUUGUGCCAGUAGUUCAAUAAAGUUGAGAAUAAA